CGAUUCUCGGCAUCUCCUAUUAGAUCCGCAACCCAACUUGUUUUUUCAUCCAACGGUUCCUAUUGAUUCUCACACUCACUCACCUCCCCCAUAAAUCAUUUGCCAGACUCCUCGUGCAAACGCCCACCAAAAACCAAACACACACAAAAAAAAAAGAACCAAAAACUUUGAGGUUCUUUGGUUUUGGUUUUGGGUUUGGUCUUAGGAGAAAAUAAGAAUCAAAAAGAAAAUGAAUAUGGUGAAUGCGUUAGAUUCUCCUUUAGAAGCACUUGCUCUUGAUUAUAUUAACGUUGGUUUUCUGACCAUUGUUAAUAAUUUGUGGACAUGGGUAGCCGUUAUAACGGCUGCCGUUAGUUUCUGGAGGAUCAGAGUAGCCACCGGCGGUGCCGUGGCGGCUACUUCCUCCGACGAGUCUCCAUCGCAACCGCCGAGAUAUGAUCAAAGCUCAAAUGGGUCAAAGCCGGUUUCAGAAAUAAAGGUUCCUGAUGUGCUGCCGCCACGUGACGAUGAGCCAGUUUCAAUUUCGGGUUCGGGUUCGGACUCAGACUCGGGGAUAAUGGAGGUUGACGACGUUAAAGCUGACGGAGUGACGAAGGGGGUGAAGUUUUUUGCUGUGUACUACGAGGAAAAUGAUUGUGGGGAAGAUGACGGAGAGUUAACGGCGGAGGAAAGCGGCGUUGACGGCGCCGUUAAGGUGGGAGAGUGGUGGGACAGCUGGGAGAGAGUGUUGAGGAUGAAGAUGGGAGAGAUGGGGUGGUACAAGUACCAGGACUUGACGGAGCUUAACGGUAACGUCGUUAGAUUAUGGGACAGUAGUUGUGCAAGUACAAAGGAAUUGAAGUACAGCUCAAAGAUGAUAAGCUGUGGUGUGUGGUAGUUGGGAAAAUAAUAAUAGGAAUUUUUAGAGUUCUCUCUAGCUUUUGAUCUUGAUGAAGAAGAAGGCUAUCACAAGCUGUAUAUAUAUUUUCUUGGUUGUAAAUGCAAUUAAUGGUUGCAUUAUUCAUCAAAGAAAUUCUCAUGGAUUUGGUUGGAA
This is a messenger RNA of Quercus robur (English oak), 1033 nucleotides long. RefSeq lists its product as uncharacterized. The coding region runs from base 230 to 877 and encodes 215 amino acids. The record is from RefSeq and is a predicted model, not a curated record. The transcript has a single exon. Lineage: Eukaryota; Viridiplantae; Streptophyta; Magnoliopsida; Fagales; Fagaceae.